GUGGCUCAGCCGAACUGUCAGCAGCUCUUGGCCACGCUGUGGUACGACGGCUUCCCGGGCUGGAGGAGACGACACUGGGCGGUCAAGCUGGUCACCUGCUUCAUCAUCGGACUCCUCUUUCCUGUCUUCUCUCUGAUCUACCUGUUGGCUCCUAAAAGCGCCGUGGGUCGCUUCAUCAAGAAGCCCUUCAUCAAGUUCAUCUGUCACACAGCGUCCUACCUGACCUUCCUCUUCCUCCUGCUGCUGGCCUCUCAGCACAUCGCCCGCACCAACCUGCACAUGCAGGGACCCCCACCCACCAUCGUCGAGUGGAUGAUCCUGCCAUGGGUGCUGGGUUUCAUCUGGGCAGAGAUCAAAGAGAUGUGGGACGGGGGAUUCACAGAGUACAUCCACGACUGGUGGAACCUCAUGGACUUCGCCAUGAACUCGCUCUACCUGGCCACCAUAUCUCUGAAGAUCGUGGCGUACGUUAAGUACAACUCCUCUCGGCCCCGGGAGGAGUGGGAGAUGUGGCACCCCACGCUGAUAGCCGAGGCUUUGUUCGCCAUCGCCAACAUCUUCAGCUCCCUCAGACUCAUCUCCCUCUUCACCGCCAACUCUCACCUCGGGCCUCUGCAGAUCUCACUGGGUAGGAUGCUGCUGGACAUCCUCAAGUUUCUCUUCAUUUACUGUCUGGUCCUGCUCGCGUUCGCUAACGGUCUGAACCAGCUGUACUUCUACUACGAGACCAAGGCCUCAGAAGAGCUCAACAACUGCAAAGGCAUCCGCUGUGAGAGGCAGAACAACGCCUUCUCAACGUUAUUCGAGACCCUCCAGUCCCUCUUCUGGUCCAUAUUCGGUCUGCUGAAUCUCUACGUCACCAACGUGAAGGCUCGGCACGAGUUCACAGAGUUCAUCGGGGCGACCAUGUUCGGGACGUACAACGUGAUCUCUCUGGUGGUGCUGCUCAACAUGCUGAUCGCCAUGAUGAACAACUCCUACCAGCUCAUCGCCGAUCACGCAGACAUCGAGUGGAAGUUCGCCCGCACCAAACUCUGGAUGAGUUACUUUGACGAGGGCGGGACGCUGCCGCCGCCUUUCAACAUCAUCCCCAGUCCCAAGUCCAUCCUGUACCUGCUCGUGUGGCUCCACACCAAGCUGUGCCAGAGGGGCCAGCCGCCCGGGGAAGACUCGCAUAAGUGUGAAAACCUCAGAGAGUUCACGGAGCGGCACGCUGACAGUCUGAUACAGAACCAGCAUUACCAGGAAGUGAUCCGGAGUCUGGUGAAGAGGUACGUGGCGGCCAUGAUACGCAGCGCCAAGACGGACGAGGGACUGACAGAGGAGAACUUUAAGGAGUUGAAGCAAGACAUUUCCAGUUUCCGUUACGAAGUCCUGGACCUCCUCGGCAAUCGGCGUCCUCCACGGCGGCACUACUCCUCCUCCAGUGAAACAGCGAAAGAUGACGGCGCCGGGGCCUCAGAGGAUGACAGCGAAUCAGGCGACGGCAGUGGAGGCCAAAGGUCAAAGGGCGUGACGUUCAUGACUCCGCUGGAGGACGACAAGCUGCCCGAACCAGAACAAGGGGUGUCCGCUUUGGUCCGCUCCAUAUCAGGAAUGACCCAGAUGGAAAAAACGGGGGACGACGACGAGGUGGAUCUGGAGGAAGGCAUCGGAUGGGGGGAAGAGGAGGAGGAUGAGGAUGGGAAACCAAAGAGCAACGGGCUGAAGACAAACGUCAUGCCUUCAUCCUCCACCUCCGUCCUCCCCUCCCAGUCUUCGUCGUUCGCCAUGGCGUUGUCCUCGUCACUUUCUCGCACAAGGACUCGCCUUCAACGCCUCUCAUCUCCAGGAUCAAAGACAGACUCUUUCAAGCGCCUCUCCUACCUGUUCUCACGCUCCAAACGCAAAGCCCCACCGCUGCCUCUCCCCCUGCAGUCCCCACCCUCCUACACUAUCUCUGACGGGCUGCUGCGCCCCUUAGGGAGCCACAGCCACUCCGACUUUGGACUCAGUAACGUGACCAGGAGCGAGACUCACCUGCACGAGGUGGGCCGCUCAGUCGACAUCAAUAACCCCUCGUUCUCACCACGGAGAACGAAUGGGCGGGACUCCCUUCUGACACUUCCCCUCCCACCCCCGUGUCCCUGCCAAUCCCUGCACUGUGCUUCCAACAUGUCCGAGUCCAGCUCACGCCUCCUGGACUCCAGCGAGGACGUUUUCCAGGGCGGAGGCGUGGGAGGAUCAGGCGAGGGCGGUGUGGACGGAGGAGGAGGGGGAGGAGGUGGGGUUAUGCUGAUGGGCGGCUGGGUGGGACCUUGCGACGAUGUCAUAGAGGACACCUGCGAGGUCAUAGAGGACUCUGUCACCACGCAGCUAUAGGAGAAAAGGACAAACUGUUUUUCUUUGUUUGUUUGCUAACGGCUUCACACAGAGAGGGACAGAGAGAGAGAGAGAGAGAGAGAGAGAGAGGGAGGGAGGGCGAUGGGAGGGCCGGGAAUUCAAUGGAAUCUGUUCUAGAACUCAGCAGAGCGGAUUCUGGAAUUCCGACGUGGAGUUCUACUAGAGUGCCGACUUUCCAAAAACGGAGCAGCCUCAGUGAUGGUUCUGGUUGGACCUGUGACAGCAGAAGGGAUCCUCAUUGGCGGAUGUUCAUAAAGACAGUUUGACAUCGUCAGGUUGUCGAGGAAGGGAAUGUGUCACAGUCACUUUAGUGAACUCCAAAUCAAUUGCACGGAUUAGCUAGAAAGCACUACGGCCAACAAGAUACCAAGCUAACCAGUUAUUACUUGGUAUAACUAACCAGAGAGAAAGGGAGCUAACUAGGUAACUUGCCAAAGAGGUACCCAUCUAGAUAAUAAGCUAACUAGCUAGAGAGAAGGUCAGGGUCAAUAGAAUUGCACGGAUUGGCUAGCAAGCACUGUGGCCAAAGAAAACCAAGCUAACCAGUUAAUAGUUGGCCAGAGAGCGAAAGGGAGAUAACUAGGGUACUUGCCAAAAAGCUUAGUAUCUAAAUAAUAAGCUAACUAGCUAGAAAGAAGGUCGGCUUGCAAAGAAAUGGACGAGUGAGUUAAAGCUCCAAAUAGGGAGCAAGCAAAGCAACCCGUUAGCAAGCUACUGAGGGAACCAAGUGAGUAACCUGCUCAUGAGCUAAUCCCCGCUGACUUCACUUACUAGCUAGCGGCUGAGUGAGCAAAGUGACUUCAGAGUAAAGACACGACUCAGUAUGAUACAUUGCCGCACACUUUAUGAUCCCCUCAGGGAAAUUUGUAGGAAGGCUAAUCUGGUAGGGAGCUAUCAGAUGACCUUCAAGUGAUAUAACAGCUACCAAAGUAACUGCUAGUGAGCUACUAGCUAGAGAGUACGGGUGUGCAUCUACCCUAAACUGAUUGACCUAGCUAGACUUGGUGAGCUAACCACAGAGGCAGUAACUGAUCUGCCAAAGUCAGGUCUAUAAUCUGACCUUGCUUGAUAGAGCUAACUAGCAAGAGGCCAGAUGUGCAAAGAAAGUAGCUCAUAAGGGAGUUAACCCCCCAGCUGUUGUGACGAUCACGAGAAUCCUAAAUUACAAACAUGUAUUACUAACUGUGCUGGUCUCUGGGAGACUCAGUUUGUGAUGGGGACUACAUAUAUCACAUUAUAUCCACGGUCAAACUGUCUUCAUAAACAUCUGCCAGACAUUUCCAGACAUGCCACAGAGGAAGAGUACAAAUUUCCUUUGGGAGAUUCAAACACGCAUGGCCAUUAUGGAAUUACAACCAACCAAAGCAACUUUUCAGAACGGGAAUAUCGUCAAAAGUCCACGUUUGGUUUCAAACACGCGACCCUGUCUUUCCCUUUAACCAAACUUCACUGGAUUAAAAUGGAAUUAAAUCGGCUUGAAAUCAUUGGAAUUGGAACAGGACUAAACUUGAACUCUGAUUUACCUCCUGCCAAAUGGAUUGGACAUGGGUCCCCGGACUUCUGCCAGACUGGAAAUUGUGAGCUUUAACCACGACAAAACGGAAUAACCUCCCCUUUAACUCUGGAUUAAACUCUGACCGAAUCACUGGGAUGAACGGAAACAGCAUGGAACCAUUGCUCUGCUGUCGAUAGCCUGCACCCCCUCUCUCUGCAUCAACAAGGGCCAAGGAACUUUAUUUUAUCCUAAUAACAGUUAUACUAGUAAUAAUAAUAACGAUCAUAAUAAUAAUAAGUGACUUCUAAUAAUAGUUAUGAGGACUAUUCUGGUUUCUUAAGACUGUCUUUGCUUCUAUUUGAGUUGCCUACAAUAUUCUGGCUUCUCGUUCAGCUCUUCCUUAAUAAGUACACUUUAACCUGAUGAAUAAAAAUAUAUGGUGAUAUUUCUUGUGAAGAGGAUAAACGGCGGUGUGAAAGGAAGGGAUAGAAAAAGAGGAAUGGGAUUGAAUUCGGAGGGUUUUGUGAGAAAAGCACAGAAAAGGAACGCGACCGAGGGAAAGAUUGUGAACCGCUGAGGAUGAGAUGGAGAAGUGGAGUUUGCCUUUCUAUCUGGGAAAUCUAUUUUAAAGGGAAAUUUCACCAGAAUUUCAUCAUGAUAUAUAUUUUUUUCUCUUGAGGUCGCUCAGUGCGGCGACUUCAAAAGGUUGGCAUGAGCAGAGGCUGUUGAAUUUUUACUCUGGUUAAUAUACGACUGUCAGCGAUGAAGUAGAGAAAUUAUGCAUGUUUGAUCAAAAAAACCACAGUUACCUGCAACACACACACACCAACAAACACACACACACACACACACACACACACACACACACACACACACACACACACACACACACACACACCAGAAAUACAAGCACUUGUGACGAGUAGCUCCAGCCAAAGUUUCGCCACUUUCUUUAUUUUUCUGUCUUUCUACCUAGUAAAGUAAAUUGCCUUUUUGGAGCCUUCAGCAUGCCUGGAAACUCACCAAACUUCACACACUCAUCAGGCAUGGUGAAAAUUUCGAUAUUCUUUUGGUCCCGUGCAAAAAGUCAAAAAAAUGGCUCAAUAGCGCCCCCUUCAACACGGUUCAACUUACAUGCAUGACAUUUUUUUCACAUAUCUAUCAGGCCAAGACCUACAAAAAAGAUACCUAAUAUCAUAGUGAAAUCCCAACAGGAAGUUGGCCAUCUUGUUUUUCUUUUUCAGUUUUCCACCUGAUUCGCAAGGGUACGUAUUUAAAAGAUCUUGCCCUAGGCCUUUUCUCCAAUCAAGUCCAAACCACACACAUUUUGUAGUAGACACAUUGACGAUUCAAAGUUAUCAGAAAAAGGUAGCAAAACCUAAAAAUUGAGGGUGUGGCAGACGUUCAGGCAAUGCAUCAAACGCACUUGUCUCGCCAUAAACAGGAAAUUGAUUGAUUGAUUUAUUUUUUAAAUAUUUUUAUUGAGAAAUAUGGCAAAUUUACAAUGACAGAUCAACACCGGAAGUCACAAAAGCAAAAACAUAUAUAGUGAGUGACUAUUACAACGGAAUACUGUGCAUCCAAUGUAUUGAAGUACAAAAAUGAUAACACAACAAGCCAUAAUUUACUUUUUUCAAUUUUUCAGCAAGCAUAGAGAAAAAACAGAAAACAAAACAUGACAUAUCUCCCAAAAAAUAUCCAUAUAUAGUAAUAAUUUUAAUAACAGUUAUAAUGGUAAUAUAUC
This is a messenger RNA of Notolabrus celidotus (New Zealand spotty), 5621 nucleotides long. RefSeq names its product short transient receptor potential channel 5-like. The record is from RefSeq and is a predicted model, not a curated record. The coding region runs from base 280 to 2361 and encodes 693 amino acids. The transcript is spliced from 10 exons. Gene Ontology annotation, molecular function: store-operated calcium channel activity; inositol 1,4,5 trisphosphate binding. Lineage: Eukaryota; Metazoa; Chordata; Actinopteri; Labriformes; Labridae. Gene Ontology annotation, biological process: regulation of cytosolic calcium ion concentration; manganese ion transport; calcium ion transmembrane transport. Gene Ontology annotation, cellular component: cation channel complex; membrane.